Messenger RNA from Colias croceus (clouded yellow), 1786 nucleotides. RefSeq names its product carcinine transporter-like. The transcript has a single exon. NCBI's taxonomy places the organism in Eukaryota, Metazoa, Arthropoda, Insecta, Lepidoptera, Pieridae. The record is from RefSeq and is a predicted model, not a curated record. Gene Ontology annotation, biological process: transmembrane transport. Gene Ontology annotation, molecular function: transmembrane transporter activity. The coding region runs from base 88 to 1740 and encodes 550 amino acids. Gene Ontology annotation, cellular component: membrane.
GACGUAUUAUACAUAAUGUAAUUCUACUACAUUGUAACACCAACAAAAUAGCACAUAGACCACAAGCGAAACAUCAAUAUCGAUAAAAUGACAGACCGUAAAAGUUCAAAUGCCAAUGAAGAGGUCGAUUAUGACGAUCUGCUAUCGUCUGCCGGUAAAUUUGGCAAAUACCAGUGGUAUUUAUUCUUUAUAAGCGGUCCAUUUUAUCUGGCUGAUGUAUCGGUUUAUUUCGGUCAGCUAUUCAUCACUGAAGCGUCACCGAACCAUUGGUGUUGGAUACCAGAGUUGGAGAACUUAACGGCCAUUGAAAGACGAACAUUGGCUGUACCAUCAGAUGAAAACAGUCGCUUUGGAUAUUCGCAAUGUUCCGCCUAUAUAGCUAAUUGGACAGAGGUCUUGUUAACUGGACAACAUCCGAACGAAACAUGGGGUGUUCAACCGUGCCAAUACGGCUGGGAGUACAACAAAACAGAAAUCCCAUACCCGACUAUCACCAGUGAUCUUGGUUGGUUCUGCGAUAAGAACAGCUAUCAAGCGACCGCGCAGUCUGUUUUCUUCCUUGGAUCCAUCGUAGGAGGGUUAAUUAUUGGCUGGAUUUCUGAUAGAUUUGGUCGAAUACCUGCCGUCACAGUGAGUAACAUGAUCGGAUGCUUCGCCAACAUUGUCUCGAUUUAUGCUUCGGAUAUUGUUGUAUUUUCUGUUUGCCGAUUCAUUAUGGGCAUGAGUUAUGACACUUGUAUAAUGAUGGCGUAUCUUAUAGUAUUAGAAUACGUGUCUCCGAAGUAUAGGUCGAUAAUAACAAAUCUACCGUUCGCAAUUUUCUUAACAUUGGGCGCAACUGUGAUACCAUGGCUUGCAUUGGCUUGCAACAACUGGAAGAUAUUCUGUUUAGUGACGAGUAUCCCGAUGGCAUUCUGUACGUUUGCUCCAUUCAUAUUACCAGAGAGUCCACGAUGGUUAUUAUCUAAAAAUCGUGUGGACGACGCUAUUGGAAAAGUAAAGAAAAUAGCAAAAACAAACGGUAAAACUAUUCCGCCUGAAUUGAUUGAGGAUUUCCAACUGUCAAUGAAAAAUAAGAAGGAUGACGAUAGCUGCAGUUUUAUGGAAGUUUUUAAGCGACCAUUAACUAGAAAAGUGUUUAUCUGUAUGUGUUUAUUGUAUAUGUGCUGUGCUAUAGUGUUCGAUGCGCUCUUCAGAAGCAUAGGCUCGUUGAGUUUCGACUUUUUCCUAUCAUUUACUCUUGUUUCCUUUACCGAACUACCAUCCCUUAUAAUAGUGUCGUUUGUUUUAGAUCUAACUGGUCGAAAAUUAAUGUCAGUAGUAACGCUCUCAGUGUGCGCUGUUUUUUGUAUCGUAAUGAUUUUUAUAGGCGGUGGUGUGCCAUCAGUUCUUUGUGCAAUAGCAGCUAGGUUUGCUGUUAACAUGUCAAGUAAUGCAGCUAUGCAAUGGUGUGCGGAGAUCAUGCCAACAGGUGUGCGAGGAACAGCAGCGAGUGUGGUACAUAUAUGUGGGUAUUUAGCUACAGUUAUAUCUCCGUAUAUAGUAUACCUACAGAACUUCGUACCAUGGUUGCCCUUAGCAAUAAUAGGGGUGAUAGCAUUAGUAGGAGUGGUAUGUUCUUUACCCGUACCAGAAACGGCUGGUAGGGUUAUGCCACAGACUUUUGAGGAUGCAGAAAAUAUGAUUUUGAAUACUAAGUUGUUCGAUGUGCCAUUUUUAAAUAAAAAAGUGAACAGAUAAUUAUGUAACCUAAGUACUGUUUGAAUUAAAUUACGUUUAGUAUAAU